Syngnathoides biaculeatus (alligator pipefish) is the source of this 1319-nucleotide messenger RNA. It is a transcript of the gene chmp2a, whose product is annotated as charged multivesicular body protein 2A. The transcript has 6 exons. Gene Ontology annotation, cellular component: multivesicular body; ESCRT III complex. NCBI's taxonomy places the organism in Eukaryota, Metazoa, Chordata, Actinopteri, Syngnathiformes, Syngnathidae. The coding region runs from base 161 to 823 and encodes 220 amino acids. Gene Ontology annotation, biological process: endosome transport via multivesicular body sorting pathway; late endosome to vacuole transport; protein transport. The record is from RefSeq and is a predicted model, not a curated record.
GAGAUCACCUCCCGGAAAUUAAACCGUCGCAACGCGGAAGUUUCUGAAGGAAAACAACAAUACUCGUUUUAGAAGCUCGCCAGUGAGGAAAUCUUUUUUUUAAAAAAACAACGUUUGUCAUCUGGGUUUUUUGUGCCGGAUCGGACGGGAGCAGAUCAAGAUGGAGUUCCUGUUCGGGAAGAGAAAGACCCCGGAGGAGCUGCUGAAGCAGAACCAGAGGGCGCUCAACCGGGCCAUGAGGGAGCUGGACAGAGAGCGAAUGAAACUGGAGCAGCAGGAGAAGAAGAUCAUCGCGGACAUCAAGAAAAUGGCCAAGCAGGGACAAAUGGAUGCCGUCAAGAUUAUGGCCAAAGACCUGGUCCGCACGAGACGCUACGUGAAGAAGUUCAUCAUGAUGAAGGCCAACAUUCAGGCCGUCAGUCUGAAGAUUCAGACCCUCAAGUCCAACAACAGCAUGGCGCAGGCCAUGAAGGGCGUCACCAAAGCCAUGGCCACCAUGAACAGACAGCUCAAGCUGCCUCAGAUCCAGAAGAUCAUGAUGGAGUUCGAACGUCAGAGCGAGAUCAUGGACAUGAAGGAGGAGAUGAUGAACGACGCCAUCGACGACGCCAUGGGGGAUGAAGAUGACGAGGAGGAGAGUGACGCCAUUGUGUCCCAAGUCCUGGACGAGCUGGGUCUUAAUCUCAGUGACGAACUCUCAAAUCUCCCGUCUACCGGCGGAUCCCUGUCGAUCGCCAGCGGGAAGAAAGCGGAGCCUCAAGCCACGCUGGCCGACGCCGAUGCCGACCUGGAAGAACGCCUCAAUAACCUCCGGAAAGACUGAACGCAAGCGCAUGCAGACUUUUCCCUCCGAUGUUAUUCUUUGGAUGGAAUGUCGCCCGUAUUGGCUUUUUUCUUUCUGCGGUGUUUCAUUUGACGUGGGUAUAUUAUUAAAUAUUAUCCUUGAUAGGACUGAAGAAGCCUGUCUCCUUUACGACAAUGCCAAAAGACACAAAUCCCUUGAGAAUGUGUCCAUAAUUGCAUUUUGUUACAUUUGAAAUUAACACUAAAAACUAAUCAUCCAUGUGACUUAUUGAAAAGUAUUGUUUUAUAUAUAUGUGAUCACUCCUUAUCAGGCAACAAAGACAAGCUGUGUAAUUUGUAGCUAAAUGUGCUAUAUACAGUUUCACAAAUUGGGUGACUUAUUAUACUAAAACACCAAAAGUACUGUCUCUGGUUGUUCUGAUUUCAAAAAGAUUUUCCUCCAAAAGCAAGUCUGUAGUUUUUAUACCUACAGAUGAAGUGUUCAUGUUAUUGUUGAAUAAACUUUUUCUCCUACA